Molecule: messenger RNA, 806 nt
Organism: Anthonomus grandis grandis
Lineage: Eukaryota; Metazoa; Arthropoda; Insecta; Coleoptera; Curculionidae
Gene: Spase25
Product: signal peptidase complex subunit 2
Exons: 5
Coding region: 126-713 (195 amino acids)
Biological process (GO): protein targeting to ER
Cellular component (GO): signal peptidase complex; membrane
Source: RefSeq, a predicted model, not a curated record
GAUGAAAGUUGCCGGCGACAAUAAAAAAAACUCUGACGUGACGUGUCUCAAGGAAAAUUCUCAGAUUCAUCAAACAGAUUUCGAAUAAUUUUGAAAAUAUUCAAAAAUUUGCUCAAUUUCCCGUUAUGGCACCAAAAGAAAACGAGUCCAAGGUAAAAGAUGAGAAGAAAAUUGUUAAAAUUAACAAGUGGGAUGGAGCGGCAGUUAAAAAUGCCCUGGACGAUGGUGUAAAGGAGGUGCUAACAAAAAAAUUCAAUUACCCAGAAAAUUUCGGCCUGGUGGAUGGCAGACUUGCAAUCUGUACCAUUGCUGUAGCGGUAGCUAUGUUUGCCCUCAUUUGGGAUUAUCUUUAUCCCUUUCCAGAAUCCAGGCCAGUAAUAAUAUUCAGUGUAACAACUUAUUUUAUUAUGAUGGGAGUUUUAUCUUUAUACACAACAUAUAAAGAAAAAGGCAUAUUUUGUGUGUGCAGCAUUAAGGAAGGCCCUAAAAAGGGGCAGGUGUUGGAAGCAAGCUCUGUCAUGGAAAAAUAUGACGAUAAAUAUGAACUACAUUUGUCUAUAAAAGAUCCAAAAACUGGACAACUGCGAGAAAGCAAGUCGAAGAAAAGUUGUGCGAAUUUUGUGACCAUUGAUGGAGUAGUAUGCCAAGAUCUGUUGGAGAAUGAAGUAACGAAACUGCACAAUUCCUUGUUAAAUGAGAAAAAGGAUAAAUAAUUAUAAAUUACAUGAAAUUAAGUCUAAAAUGUGUGUUUUAGUUAAUUUUGUAUUGUUUUAUGCAAUUAAAAAAAAAUAAAAUCCUUUUUUUUA